AUGCACUCGCUGCAGUCAGGAAUACUCUUCGGCGCGGGAGACCUGAUAUCGCAGAGGAUGUCCAAAGCGCCCGAUGAAGAUUACGAUCGCUACAGAAUCCUCCGGUUUACGAUAAUAGGCUCCAUCUUGGGCCCGCUAAUACACAAGUGGUACAGGGUCCUCGAUAAGUUCCUCGGAAAGGAUAGAGAUCUGAAGACCAUCGCGAAGAAGGUCAUCGCAGACCAGCUGUUGAUGGCGCCUUUCAUCAUCGGCUGGGUGAUGUCCGUGGGUGCGUUGCUGGAAGGCGAAGGCCCGCAAGACAUCCUGGAGACGCUGAAGAACAGGCAUGGCGACCUGCUCGUGGACAGCUACAAGGUCUGGCCGUUCGUCCAGAUGGUCACCUUCGUAUUGCCGAGGAAUCCGUUUGUUCUUAUAGGACGAGUACGUGAAGAGAGCUUGAAGCGUCGCCUGUUGGAAGAGCACCCUGAAGUUGAUCGGCAGGACGAAGGUGACCGCCUGAACAAAAGGCCACACCUUGUACCCCUCCACGAGCCUGUCGGAGUGUUCGUGCUUGAUGUCCGUCAUCAUUUCCCCGUCGAAGAGGUCUUCGCCCGAGAGCAUGGCAGAGCCGCCUAUGAACCAAGCUAUGAGCAGCGGCGCCAUCACCAUCUGAUCGGCCAACAUCUUCUUCGCCACGGUCCUGAAGGUUGUCCUCCUCCCGAUCAAGUCGUCAAGGAGCUUGUACCACUUGUGCGUCACCGGGCCCAAAGCGAUCCCGAGUAUACCGAUACUCGUAGUUCUGCCGAAGUCGUAGGGUUCCUCCGGGUCUUUGGUGAGCCAUUGAGUGGCCAGAUUUCCAGCAGCGAAGACCAUCCCGGUCUGCAUGGCUUGUAA
This is a messenger RNA of Nezara viridula (southern green stink bug), 873 nucleotides long. The record is from the annotation of a GenBank genome assembly. NCBI's taxonomy places the organism in Eukaryota, Metazoa, Arthropoda, Insecta, Hemiptera, Pentatomidae.